AUGGAAGCUUAUCCAUGCGAGGAAUGCAAGCAAGGCCCAAUCCAGUUCAUGACUUAUGGCGAAGGCCUUGAGCCUGACCAGGAAGAAGAAAUUUCAAAACCUCUUUAUUUUUGUGGGAAAUGAAGAGAAGGAAGAUACAAACAGUGUAAAAUUCAGGAAUUGAAAUUUUUGGGAAGUGUUGAGAUAUUGGUAGCGAGGGUCAAGGCAGCGAUUGAUGAGGGAUACGAGAUAGCGAAGAAGUUCUCUAGACGUUCAUUAAGAGCCUCUCUCGAAGCUCAUUUGAAUGAUUUUUCGAAUGAAGUUAGUUCGAUUGAGGAAAGAAUAAAGAAAGAGGAAAUGAAUGGAAACUACGAGGUCAUAGACAGAAUAGCAGCUCAAUCAUUAGUUGACAGCACUGAAAACUCUUUGAUAUGGAAAAUUACAGAUUGCUUAGUGUCUCGUCAAACUUUCCAUGUUCUCUUGACUUCUAAAAUUGAAGAAAGAUUAGGCUUGUCACCAAAUGAAAAUAUUGAUGAAUCUGUUGAGAUUAAAGUUCCUUCAGGUUUUAAUCCUCAGUCUUCAGCUCUAAGCACAGAGGAUCAGAAAUCUAAACCUGUUUGUAAGACCGAGAUAUCUAUUAAAGAUCUUAAAGCCUUAGCUGGAGAGAUGAGGGGAGUCAUGAAUAAAGGAGCUACUCUGAUUGGUAAAGAAGUUAUUGACUUUGAUAUGGCACUCAAAUGGACAAAGAAAUUAGUCAAUAAAAUCUCUGAUGAAUAUAUUUUUCCAAAAUCUGUAAAGAAAAUUAACUUUUUCCAUCUUGAUGAAUCUGAUAAUCCAGAACUGUGUAUUAGUUCAAUCAGACAUGAAAUUGAAGGGAUAGGAAUAAAUGUAGAGCCUACUGAGGAUUGAGAGGAAACCAAACUAAUCGGCUCUCCCUUUAUUGACUCACUUAUUAAACAUGCAGAUGAUCCUGACUCGAAAUUUGGAAUCGAGGAUUACAUUGUUCUUCAUUAUCUUGACUUAACCUCUAAAGACAUCCAAAGAUUGUUUAAUAACUUCCCUCUCCUGAGAAGUCAAGUAUCUCUAGUCGGUUGCGACAUAGUGUGUGAUGAGAAGAUUGUUCUCCUAGAUACAGAGUUCAAAAUUUCAAAGAUAGAUCUCUCAAAGACAAGUAUCACCUCAUCUUGAGGUGACAAAGAGGGAGUGCACAACCUGCUCUCUAUCUACCACUCAAGACUCAAAGAAUGCAUGUUCGAAAUUGACAGAUGGGAAUGCAAUAUUUCAAGAGAUCUAUUCUUGCUUAAGCUCCCACAGGAGCUUAAGGAGAAAGUCUGGAUUGAAGAAGACCAAUAAUUCUUUCAAUUUAGAGCAAA
Messenger RNA from Moneuplotes crassus, 1352 nucleotides. The record is from the annotation of a GenBank genome assembly. NCBI's taxonomy places the organism in Eukaryota, Ciliophora, Spirotrichea, Euplotida, Euplotidae.